Molecule: messenger RNA, 1815 nt
Organism: Hypomesus transpacificus
Lineage: Eukaryota; Metazoa; Chordata; Actinopteri; Osmeriformes; Osmeridae
Product: hemopexin-like
Exons: 10
Coding region: 69-1397 (442 amino acids)
Biological process (GO): heme transport; intracellular iron ion homeostasis
Molecular function (GO): heme transmembrane transporter activity
Source: RefSeq, a predicted model, not a curated record
GACCCAGUCAGCACACCCUGUAUCCAGCUCUGCUCUCCAGGCCUCCCAGACCCAGAGACCCAUCCACCAUGCUGCUCCUCCAGACUCUGCGUCUGGGCCUGACCUGGGCUCUCUGCCUCGCCGCUCCACAUCAUGAACCCGGUCAUGGAGGUGAACCUAAGAAACACGGUCAUGGUAUACAUGCGGCUGUCCACGACCGCUGUGAAGGCAUAGAGAUGGACGCUGCGGCUGUGAACGAGGAGGGAGUCCCCUACUUCUUUAAGGCUGGCCAUCUGUUCAAGGGUUUCCGUGGCAAAGCUGAGCUGGCGAACGCAUCGUUUGCCGAGCUGCAUGACUUUCACCACCUGGGCCACGUGGACGCUGCGUUCCGCAUGCACUACGAGGACGACAAGACCCACCACGACCAUAUGUUCUUCUUCUUGGACAGCAAGGUGUUCAGCUACUACCAACACAAACUGGAGGUGGGCUUUCCCAAGGACAUCUCAGCUGUGUUCCCUGGCAUCCCCGACCAUCUGGAUGCUGCAGUGGAGUGCCCCAAGCCCGAGUGUGAUGAAGACUCCGUCAUCUUCUUCAAGGAUGAUGACAUCUACCACUUCAACGUGAGGACCAAGGCGGUGGAUGAGAAGGAGUUCAAGGGCAUGCCCAACUGCACCUCUGCCUUUCGCUUCAUGGAUCACUACUACUGUUUCCACGGACACCAGUUCUCCAAGUUCGACCCCAAGACCGGCGAGGUGCACGGGAGGUACCCCAAGGAGGCUCGCGACUACUUCAUGAGGUGCUCCAAGUUUGCUGACGGUGCCGACCAUGCUGACAGAGAGCGCUGCAGCAGAGCUCACCUGGAUGCCAUCACAUCAGACGACGCAGGAAACGUCUACGCCUUCAGGGGCCACCAUUAUCUGCGUCAGGAUGUAGGAAAUGACACGUUGCACUCUGAAAGCAUCGAGAAGGCCUUCAAGGAGCUGCACAGCGAGGUGGACGCUGUCUUCUCAUACAGGGACCACCUCUACAUGAUCAAGGAUAAGAUGGUGUACGUGUACAAAGUCGGGGAGCCCCACACCCUUCUGGAUGGGUACCCCAAACCCCUAAAGGAGGAGCUGGGCCUGGAGGGUCCCGUGGACGCUGCCUUCGUCUGCCAGGAUCACCACAUCGCCCACAUCGUCAAAGGUCAAACCGUCUACGACAUAGACCUGAGGCUUAGAGUCCGUGUUCCUGUGGAAGAGGGUCUCCCUUUCACCCUCUUUAAGAAGGUCGACGCCGGCAUGUGUGGUCCUGAUGGUGUCAAGAUCAUCGUGGGCAGCCACUACUACCACUUUGAGAGCGUCAAGGUCAUGCUCAUGGCCCAGGCUCUUCCAGAACAGCACAGGGUUUCCCUGGAGCUGUUUGGCUGUGACCACUAGCUGGCGUCCACAAAACAACAGACCUAUCAUGGAAACGGGUCUUAGUGUCACUGUCUGUCACGUUUCUUUCAACACAUGCACCCUGGUGUUCACAUACGAGAAAGGCUGUGCCUAAAACCUGCAGUAGAGCUCAUCUUAUGCUGUGUUACCUCUGUGAUCUGUCUCAUGCCUCCAUAAUACUGUUUCUGUGUCUCCUGCCUCUGGCUCUCUCAUGGAAUGCUCUGCAGGGUUCUAGAGUGCUUGUCUCAUGGAAUGCUCUGCAGGGUUCUAGAGUGUUUGGGUUUGUGGGGUAUUUUUAGUAGAUGUAUUGAACCUCCUGGAGAGUCUAAAAGGGCUUCUCGUCUUAUCCCACUGCUGCAUUAUGCGUCGUGUUACACAAUAAAGCUGAAAUGGCAACAAUGAACACCCUCGUCUGAAC